This is a messenger RNA of Populus nigra (black poplar), 330 nucleotides long. RefSeq names its product S-protein homolog 4-like. Bases 1 to 330 code for a protein of 109 amino acids. The transcript is spliced from 2 exons. NCBI's taxonomy places the organism in Eukaryota, Viridiplantae, Streptophyta, Magnoliopsida, Malpighiales, Salicaceae. The record is from RefSeq and is a predicted model, not a curated record.
AUGACCCUGAGCGAUGCUUGCUGUACAAAAAGAACGCAGCUUUCCAUCACUAACGAUCUGGAUUCAAGCUCGGAACUCUUAGUUCAUUGUAAGCCAAGAAAUUAUGAUCUUGGCUUAAAAUCCCUCUCUCCUCAUUGUAGCUGGUCAUUUGAUAUUGUUUUUAGAUUAAUGUGGAUAUUUGUGCUUGUUUUUGCUUGUAAUAUGGUUUGGAAUGGACAAAGUAAACUGUUCGAUAUCUACACAGGAGAAAGGGAUGGUGCAAUACGCGGUGUCGGUGGUUGGCCUGUCCUUCAAACGGCGGUCAAUUGUUUUCCAUGGAAGUUAGGAUGA